AUGGUGUUUAGCGAGAGAAAAGGCCUGGUAACCUGGCAGUUGCUCCUCUCAUUUAUUCUCCACGCAGCCUGGAAGGUGGGGAACGGCCAAGUCCAUUAUUCGGUUCCAGAGGAAGCGAAACACGGUACGUUUGUGGGGCGAAUCGCGCAAGAUCUGGGUCUGGAGGUCGGGGAGCUUGUUCCGAGGCUGUUCCGGGUGGUGUCCAAGGGCCGAAGGGACUACUUGGAGGUAAAUGUGCAGAACGGCAUUUUGUUCGUGAAUUCUCGGAUCGACCGUGAGGAACUGUGCGGCCGCAGCCCUGUUUGUAGCAUCCAUCUGGAGGUGAUCGUGGACAAGCCACUUCAGGUUUUCCAUGUGGAGGUGGAGAUCAAGGACAUUAAUGACAAUCCGCCAGUGUUCUCCGUAACACAAAAGAAUCUGAUUAUUGCCGAAUCGAGGUUGCUUGACUCUCAAUUUCCUCUAGAGGGCGCGUCCGACGCAGAUAUCGGAGCGAACUCUCUCUUAACUUACAGACUCAGUCCUAAUGAGUAUUUCAUUCUAGAUAUAAAAAAUAACGAGGAGGAAAUUAAACUUGUAUUAAAAAAACACCUAGACAGAGAAGAAACACCAGAACUUCACUUAUUGCUUACAGUCACGGAUGGGGGCAAACCAGAACUAAGUGGAACAGUUCAGCUGCUGAUCACUGUUCUGGAUGUCAAUGAUAAUGCCCCGGAAUUUGACAAAACACUCUAUAAGGUGAAACUGGAAGAAAAUGCAGCUAACGGAACGCCCGUAAUUCAACUAAAUGCUACAGAUUUAGAUGAAGGAUCAAACUGUCAAAUUACUUAUUCAUUCACAAGUGAUAUUUCUCCAGAUGUAGAGGCCAAGUUCCAUAUAGACCCAGUAAGUGGAAUUAUAAAAGUAAAGGGGUAUGUUGAUUUCGAGGAAAUUAAAUUAUACAAAAUUCAGGUAGAAGCUACUGACAAAGGGACUCCCCAUUUGGUUGGUCAUUGCAGGGUCCUGGUGGAAAUUCUGGACAUCAAUGAUAAUACCCCUGAAAUAGUGGUGACAUCCUUGUCAUUGCCGGUCAGAGAGGAUGCCCCACCAGGAACUGUCAUAGCUCUCAUCAGCGUGUCCGACAGAGACUCAGGCCCUAAUGGGCAAGUGACUUGCUCUCUCUUGCCCGAGGGACCAUUCAAAUUGGUGUCCACCUUUAAGAAUUACUACUCUCUCGUUUUGGAAGGUCCCAUAGACCGGGAAAGCGUGCCAGCCUAUGAGCUUGUGGUAACUGCGAGGGAUAGUGGGAUGCCAGCACUGCGAAGCGCUGCCAGGGUAUCUGUGGGCAUUGGCGAUGUGAACGACAACGCACCGGCCUUCGAGCAACCUGUGUACACCGUAUUUGUGAAGGAGAACAACCCGCCAGGCUGUCACAUCUUCACAGUAUCUGCUUCUGAUUCGGAUUCUCAGGAGAACGCGCUUGUGUCUUACUCCCUGGUGGAACGGAGAGUAGGGGAACGACCUCUGUCAAGCUAUGUAUCUGUGCAUUCGGAGAGCGGCAAAGUGUACGCGUUACAACCCUUAGACCAUGAAGAACUAGAACUGCUUCAGUUUCAAGUGAGCGCCAGAGAUGCGGGGUUUCCUCCUCUAGGCAGCAAUGUGAGCCUCCAAGUAUUUGUGCUGGAUGAAAACGACAACACACCAUCGGUGCUACCCUCUCAUGCGGGUUCUGGGGCAAGUGGGGGCCCAGUGAACGAGCUGGUGUCACAGUCUGUAGCUGCAGGACACGUGGUGGCAAAGAUUCGGGCUGUGGACGCGGAUUCAGGCUACAAUGCGUGGUUAUCUUAUGAGCUGUUGCCCAAAAUGGGCGUUGGGCUUAGCCCUUUUCGAGUGGGUCUGUACACUGGAGAAAUCAGCACCACUCGAGAUCUAGAGGAAUCAGAUUCAGGAAAGCAAACAUUGCUGGUGCUGGUGAAAGACCAUGGUGAACCUAUGUUGUCUGUCACAGCCACUGUGAUCGUGUCUGUAGUGGAAAGUGGAUUAUCCUCGAGGACUUUUUCUGGAGCAUCCAGGUCUACUAGUUCUGCAGGCUCAGGAAAGGAGGCAAUUUUGGUAGAUGUGAACGUAUAUUUGAUCAUUGCUAUCUGCUCUGUAUCCAGCCUCUUAGUGCUUAGCCUUCUGCUAUAUGUAUUGCUUCGGUGUGCAGCACCCCAAAGGGGUGAGUACAGGAAUGGGAAUCCCACAAUGGUGUGCUCUAGUGGGAUGGAAAGCUGGUCGAAUUCCCAGCAGCGGCGCCAGAAAGGUUUAUCUGGAGAAGGCGCACCCAAGAACGACCUUAUGGCUUUUAGCCCCAACUUUCCUCCUUGUCCUGGCUCUGUGCAUAAAGGGGAACAGAAGGAAGCAAGUGCAAAUUCCUCUGACAAGGUGGGUUAUUUGAAAUAUUUUGUGUGUUGUCACAAUACUAGCUUGGGUCAGGUGGAGUUUGUUUUUUCAUAA
This is a messenger RNA of Gracilinanus agilis (Agile Gracile Mouse Opossum), 2472 nucleotides long. RefSeq names its product protocadherin alpha-9-like. Gene Ontology annotation, cellular component: plasma membrane. The record is from RefSeq and is a predicted model, not a curated record. Gene Ontology annotation, molecular function: calcium ion binding. Gene Ontology annotation, biological process: homophilic cell-cell adhesion. The transcript has a single exon. Lineage: Eukaryota; Metazoa; Chordata; Mammalia; Didelphimorphia; Didelphidae. Bases 1 to 2472 code for a protein of 823 amino acids.